AUGGUCACUGACACAAAGCCAUUCCGCUUCCUCGACCUACCUGCAGAAAUCCGCAAGAUGGUCUACGAAGAGCUCUUCACCGGCUUUCGCCUCAUCAUCGCUCCGCCAGGGUCCCGACACAAGCUUAGCCGUCGACGCAGGCCUAAGCCUAUGGUCCCCGAAUCCGUGGGCAGCACACUGCCCUCACUGCUGCUCGCUUGCAAGCUGUUGAGAGCGGAAUCUCUGCUGGUCUUCGCCAAAUCGCUUAGCCCGGAGUUCUACAACUGCGAUGCCGACGAAUCUGCCCGAUACCAGGUUCCAGCACAUUACCUAUCCGAGGCACGAUCUGUUCUCAGUGGUGGUCCGUUUCACGGCUGUUGCAAGCCACUCAAUCUCGCGAACUUCCCGAAACUCGAAGAAGUAUGCUAUCGAAUUGAGUGUGGCCUAUUUACGUCCCUAAAUUUCAGGACAAACGUCGAGAGCCUCAAAAGUAAUCUGAUUGGUCCUUCGGACACCGAGAUCAGAAGGCUCCUCGCGGAAUUUGAGGCCCAGGCAAGUAGGACAGCGACAGUGGUAGCUUCUCCUCUGAAAAUCUUGCUCUUGUGCACUGCGUACUACUAUGACUGGGACUGGGAUGAGGCAGAAGACAAUCCUGCAUACUCCCGAAACUUCACCAUCGACUACCGAACUCGACAAGUAGUUGAUUGCGAGGCUGUGAAGGACGUGCCAGGGUAUAGCAAAACUGUCUAUUUCGAAGAUACAUAG
Messenger RNA from Cyphellophora attinorum, 744 nucleotides. RefSeq lists its product as uncharacterized. The record is from RefSeq and is a predicted model, not a curated record. The transcript has 2 exons. Bases 1 to 744 code for a protein of 247 amino acids. NCBI's taxonomy places the organism in Eukaryota, Fungi, Ascomycota, Eurotiomycetes, Chaetothyriales, Cyphellophoraceae.